UCAUACUGUUCGCAACUAUGGCGCCCAAGAAGAAGAGCAAGAAGUCUGAGCAGCCACCUCUGCCGGACGAGCAGCCGCCUCUCCCGGACGAGCAGCCGCCUCUCCCGGACGAGCAGCCGCCUCUCCCGAACGAGCAGCCCCCACUCCCCGCAGAGCAGCCGCCAUUGCCAGACGAGCAGCCCCCUCUUCCCACCAACGCUCCACCUCUCCCGGACGAGCAGCCACCGCUUCCAGACGAGCAGCCGCCCCUGCCAGAUGAGCAGCCUCCCUUGCCCAAUGACCAGCCUGGGCUGUCCAAGGAGAGUGAUGCGCAGCCUAUCAACUCGCUCGGCGAGGGCGAAGAUAGUGAGGACGAGAAUGACGACGAGGACGAGGACGACGAGGAUGACGGAGAUGAGGAGACCGCCGGGAAGGACAAGGGCAAGGGCAAGCAGAAAGCCCAUCCAUGGCAGGCAGUUUGGGCGCCCGCCAACAACGCGUACUACUUCUGGAACACGGACACCGGCGAGGUGACAUGGUCGAACCCGCUCGCGGCGCCUUCCGAUGCACCACCACUCCCGAACGAGCCUCCUCCUCUGCCCGCCGGCCCCGCGCCUCCUCGCGCCGGCGGACUGCCCGAGAUCGACCCGGCACUCGCGCACCUCCUCCCCGCCGAGCAGCGCGACGGAUCGUCCUCGGCCAUCUCGGCGGCAAUGGCAGCACGUACCGGCCGCCUGGGGACCGACUCGCACUACGCGUUCGCGGCGCUCGACGAGUACUCGCGCCAAAAGCGGUUCAAUGAGCACUAUUUUGACGUCGAUGGAUGGGAGAAGGCCAAGGCGGCGGAGGCGCGCAAGCGCAAGGCUGAGCAGGAGGCGGGGAUCGCCAAGGACCGCAAAAUCACCAAGAAGGACAUGGAUCGGUUCCGCGCCAAGAAGGCCGAGCAGAAGCAGCGGCGGCAGGCGUGGCUGUACGACUAGAGAGCGGGGAUGCAGUUGUGUGAACG
Cutaneotrichosporon oleaginosum is the source of this 985-nucleotide messenger RNA. RefSeq lists its product as uncharacterized. The record is from RefSeq and is a predicted model, not a curated record. Gene Ontology annotation, molecular function: protein binding. Lineage: Eukaryota; Fungi; Basidiomycota; Tremellomycetes; Trichosporonales; Trichosporonaceae.